AUGCGCGAGAUUGUUCACCUCCAGGUCGGCCAAUGUGGUAACCAAGUCGGUUCUGCCUUCUGGCAGACGAUUGCGGGCGAGCACGGCCUCGACACCAACGGCGUGUACAACGGUAACGACCACGUCCAGCUGGACCGUAUCAAUGUCUAUUUCAACGAGGCAUCCAGCAACAAGUAUGUUCCCCGAGCCGUUCUCGUCGACCUGGAACCCGGCACCAUGGACACCGUCCGCUCCGGCCCCUACGGACAGUUCUUCCGACCCGACAACUUCGUGUUUGGACAAUCGAGCGCCGGCAACAACUGGGCCAAGGGCCAUUACACCGAGGGUGCUGAGCUGGUUGACCAGGUCCUUGAUGUCGUUCGUCGUGAGGCCGAGGGCUGUGAUGCUCUCCAGGGCUUCCAGAUCUCGCACUCCCUCGGUGGUGGUACUGGUUCCGGCAUGGGCACGCUUCUGAUCUCCAAGAUCCGUGAGGAGUUCCCCGAUCGUAUGAUGGCUACCUUCAGUGUCGCCCCUUCGCCCAAGGUGUCCGAUACCGUCGUUGAGCCCUACAACGCUACUCUUUCCGUCCAUCAGCUGGUCGAAAACUCGGACGAGACCUUCUGUAUCGAUAACGAGGCUCUGUACGAGAUCUGCAAGCGUACUCUCAAGCUGGCCAACCCUGCCUACGGUGAUCUUAACCACCUCGUUUCCACCGUCAUGUCUGGCGUUUCCACUUCUCUGCGCUUCCCCGGACAGCUCAACUCCGACCUGCGCAAGAUGGCCGUCAACAUGGUCCCCUUCCCUCGUCUCCAUUUCUUCAUGGUUGGCUUCGCUCCUCUCACUGGCCGUGGCUCGCACGCCUUCAGCGCCGUCUCCGUUCCCGAGCUCACCCAGCAGCUCUUCGAUCCCAAGAACAUGAUGGCCGGUUCCGAUUUCCGCAACGGCCGUUACCUCACCUGCUCGGCCAUCUUCCGCGGUCGCGUUUCCGCCAAGGAGGUUGAGGAUCAGAUGCGCAACGUUCAGCAGAAGAACUCUGCCUACUUUGUUGAGUGGAUUCCCAACAAUGUUCAGACCACUCUGUGCUCUGUUCCCCCCAAGGGUCUCAAGAUCUCGUCCACUUUCGUCGGAAACUCGACUGCUAUCCAGGAGAUCUUCAAGCGUGUUGGUGAGCAGUUCACGGCCAUGUUCCGUCGCAAGGCUUUCUUGCAUUGGUACACUGGCGAGGGUAUGGAUGAGAUGGAGUUCACCGAGGCUGAGUCCAACAUGAACGAUCUUAUCUCGGAGUACCAGCAGUACCAGGAGGCCGGCGUCGAUGACGAGGCCUACGACGAGGAGUACCCCCAGGAGGAGUAUGCUGAGGAGGAGCAGUAG
This is a messenger RNA of Fusarium keratoplasticum, 1350 nucleotides long. RefSeq names its product beta-tubulin family protein. Gene Ontology annotation, molecular function: GTP binding; GTPase activity; structural constituent of cytoskeleton. Gene Ontology annotation, biological process: microtubule cytoskeleton organization; mitotic cell cycle. Gene Ontology annotation, cellular component: cytoplasm; microtubule. Lineage: Eukaryota; Fungi; Ascomycota; Sordariomycetes; Hypocreales; Nectriaceae. Bases 1 to 1350 code for a protein of 449 amino acids. The transcript has 7 exons. The record is from RefSeq and is a predicted model, not a curated record.